Puccinia triticina is the source of this 1830-nucleotide messenger RNA. RefSeq lists its product as uncharacterized. Bases 1 to 1830 code for a protein of 609 amino acids. The record is from RefSeq and is a predicted model, not a curated record. Gene Ontology annotation, cellular component: cytosol; nucleus. Lineage: Eukaryota; Fungi; Basidiomycota; Pucciniomycetes; Pucciniales; Pucciniaceae. Gene Ontology annotation, molecular function: cysteine-type deubiquitinase activity; cysteine-type endopeptidase activity. The transcript has 7 exons.
AUGACCACGAUGGCUGCUGUUGCCUCCUCAACCCAUCUCCAUCUCCACCUCAACCAUCUCAUCAUCAACCACGACAAACCAGCAUCGAACAGCACCAGCAGCAAGCUCGGCGCUACUAACAAGCAACAGCAAGAACAGACUGCUGCCACCCACAAAACCCAGCCAAACCACGACCACCACCAACUCGGCAAGCUAUGGGAACAGGCACUCCAGCAGCCUAUCAACUCCCGACCAUCCCAAUCUAACUCGGUUACCAAUCAAGUUGCAACCUCGUGGAUCAGACCCCAGCCGAUAGGACCCGGAUUUUACAAUACCGGUAAUACCUGCUUCUUAAAUGCUACUCUUCAGGCCCUGGUCCAUACACCUGCACUGGCCAUCGGCCUCAUGGACAGAGAUGAACAUUCUCCCGAAUCAUGUGGCUUGGCUCGCGACAAAAAGUUUUGUGCACUUUGCCGAAUGUAUAGACUCGUCAACAUGUGCUUUGAAAAAGCUUCCUAUCCGCCACAUGCUAUCGAACCUUCGCCUAUCAACAGAGCUCUCUCCAAAUUUGCCCCUACCAUGAGGGGCGGCCGUCAAGAAGAUGCCCACGAGUUUUUGAGAUUAUUGGUUGAAGCGAUGCAGAACGGCGCCUUACAAGGUCGAGCGGAAAAAGCCAAGCAAAAGCAAAAAGAAUCUACCUUUGUCCAUCGGAUGUUUGGUGGCAAGCUCAGAUCGCGAGUCGUCUGUGAACACUGCAAUACGCCUAGCGAUACAUUUGAUAACUUUUUAGACCUCAGCCUCGACAUCUCUCAAGCCAACAGUGUAGCGUCGGCGCUGAAGGCUUACCAUAAAUUUGAUCGUCUCAGAGGCGCAAAUCAGUACAAAUGCGACAAAUGCAAGUGUUUACGCGAUGCCAAGAAAUCUAUGUCCGUUUUCUCCGCCCCUCCAAUCCUCACCUUACAUCUGAAGCGGUUCAACUUCCGAGGGAAGAAGAUCAACAAGCGGGUGAAUUUUGAAGAUUCGCUGGAUCUGAAGCCAGCAAUGAGCAACGAAUCCGAUAUCACGGGUUACAAACUAUACGCUGUCGUGUGUCAUCGUGGCCAAUCUAACAAGAGUGGGCACUACUAUGCGCACGUUAAGGCUGCCAACGGCAAGUGGUAUGUUGCGGAUGAUUCGACCAUUGAGUCGAUUUCUGACUCAAGAACCGUCCUGGCAAACGAACAUGCAUAUAUCCUGUUUUAUGCUCGCGACCGAGAGAGCCUCUUAUCUGCUGCAAUCGCUGGCAAUCGCCAGUCCGCCUCGACGUCCAACUUGAACGGUAAAGAUCGCGGCUCACUCUCUAAGAGAAAAUCUUCUAUCUCCGACGAUAGCCAUUUGCCAGCCAACGGAACUUGUAGAAAGGCUAGUAAACAAAUUGACCGAAACGAGAAUGGAUGCAAACGCAUGAAGACGGGUCCAAUCAACUCGGAUGAAUCACCCGCAAAAUCAUUCAUCGGUCCAGUCCUCCCCCGCCAAUCAAUGCCAUCCUUCAAGUUCAAUGACACCCAUCCCGAUGGCACGGAGAGUGCGCGAGGAUCACCGACUAAAUCUAAGCAAAGUCCCAAACAGGAUGGUCAACAAUCUGGCGGGGGCUCUCGAGCGAGAUCGCCCUCCUCGCAGUCUACCUCAAAUAACAACCCAACCGGUCAGCAGGGCCAGUUUUCUGAUGACCAAGUCGAGCAACCGAUGAACCAGAUGAAGAAGAAGAAACGUAACCGUAAAGCUAAAAACAAAAAUCGCAAAAUAGUCAACAUUGCCGGAACACAAGUCAACCAGGUCUCGAACUUCAAACCUCGUCUGAUCACUGGUUAA